Molecule: messenger RNA, 1857 nt
Organism: Neohortaea acidophila
Lineage: Eukaryota; Fungi; Ascomycota; Dothideomycetes; Mycosphaerellales; Teratosphaeriaceae
Product: putative carboxypeptidase S1
Exons: 3
Coding region: 1-1857 (618 amino acids)
Biological process (GO): proteolysis
Cellular component (GO): fungal-type vacuole
Molecular function (GO): serine-type carboxypeptidase activity
Source: RefSeq, a predicted model, not a curated record
AUGCAUUACCAACUGCUGGCAUGUCUUUUCUCUCCUCUCCUCAGCAUCGUCCACGCCGGGUUUCCCCCUGAGCCACAGGGAGUCACCAUCCAGCAGCUCAAACACCUCCCAGGCGUUUCAAUCUCCUACAAAGAAACGCACAUCUGCGAAACGCAAGCACAGGCCUGGGCCGGAUACGUCCACCUGCCUUCCACGCUCCUGGAAGACAUCGAGUCUGCUGAGCCAUACAAUGUCUCCAUGUUCUUCUGGUACUUCGAGGCGCGGAACAACCCACAGAAUGCCCCCACCACGCUCUACCUGGCUGGGGGUCCGGGCGAUUCGUCAGUAGGAGGUGCGGUGCAGGAUGGUGGACCAUGUAUGAUCCUUAGCGAUGCGAAUACUACAGUCAACAACCCGUGGUCUAUGAAUACGAACGUCAACAUGCUCUACGUGGAUCAACCGGUUGGCACUGGCUUCUCAUACACGGCGCGCGUGAACGCUACGCUCAACCAGCUGUUCCUUGGCUCUCCCCCCACCGAAACCGGCAUCACACCCUUUGCAGCAUACGGCGGACAUGUGCCAUCGGAGAAUGGCACCUUCAUGUAUGGCACAUUCUCCGAACAAAAUCCGGAAAAGACGGUCAACAAUACAAUGAGCGCCGCAAAGACGCUGUGGCACUUCUGUCAAGCAUGGUUCUCUUCCUUUCCAGAGUACACCACGACCGACAAGAACCUCAACCUCUUUGGCAAUUCGUAUGGAGGUUAUUGGGUGCCCGCUACUGCCCAGUAUAUCGUUCAGCAAAACAACGCCAUCAAAGCUCUCAAGUGCAAUGGCACCGUCAUCCCCGUGGACACCGUCGGUUGGACGAACGGCUGCGUAGACGAACUCAUCCAGGGCGAGUGGUAUCCGGAACAGGCGUACAACAACACCUACAACCUCCAAGUCAUCCCCGAGCAGGCGUACAAAGAAGCUACAAACAACUUCACCAGACCCGGCCGCUGCGCCGAUCUUAUCAAAGAAUGUCGAGCCCUCGGCGACAAGCUGGAUCCCAACUACUUCAGCACAGACGCAAAGGUCAACAAGCUCUGCGUUGAAGCGCUUGAGUAUUGCUUCGUCUACGUCCUCGGUGCAUACAAUGUCUUCAGCAACCGCAGUGUGUUCGACAUGGCGCAUCUUGACCCAGAUCCGUUUCCCACCAGUUACUGGAACGGCUUCUUCAACCGCGAAUGGGUGCAAGCUGAGUUAGGAGUGCCGGUCAAUUUAACCGCGUACUCCCUCCUCGUAAACAACGUCUUUCUCUAUCAGACUGGGGAUGCUGUCCGAGUUGCAGGCCUGCAGAGCAUGGAGUAUCUCCUCGCACAGGGAGUUCGAGUAAACAUGAUAUACGGAGACAGAGACUAUCGGUGUCCCUGGAAUGGAGCGGAGAAGCUGAGUUUGGCGGCGCAAUGGAGUGGAGCAGAGGACUUUGGAAAAGCAGGGUAUGAGUACGUCGAAACUAACAAUACCUACAAGGGAGGGAUGGUAAGGCAGCACGGGAAUCUAGCGUUUACGCGGGUGUUCGAAGCAGGUCAUGACGCCUACGCCUACCAACCAGAGACCGUCUUCCAGCUCUUCAACCGCUUCAUCUUCUCCAAGGAUGUGGCGACGGGCACGCAGACAGUCUCCAGCAACUACAGCACGUCAGGCCCAAGCAGCACUUUCGGGGUCAAAGACAAGCUGCCGCCGCCCCCGCCGUUCAAUUGCAAUCUUUACAAUGUCAUCGGGUCGUGCACCAUUCAGCAGUACGAGGCACUCCAGAACGGGACGGCGAAGGUGGUGGAUUUCAACAUCGUUCGGCCGGCAGGAGGGUCGCCGGGGAGCUUGGCCGGGCUCGAGUGA